Acanthochromis polyacanthus (spiny chromis) is the source of this 5341-nucleotide messenger RNA. RefSeq lists its product as uncharacterized. NCBI's taxonomy places the organism in Eukaryota, Metazoa, Chordata, Actinopteri, Pomacentridae. The transcript has 3 exons. The record is from RefSeq and is a predicted model, not a curated record. The coding region runs from base 46 to 3831 and encodes 1261 amino acids. Gene Ontology annotation, molecular function: GTP binding; protein binding.
UCUCUGCUUCUCGGCCAAAAGACGGAGCCUCAAACCGGCAGGACGAUGGAGGUCGCAGCGCUCGGCCGACCGUUCAGUCUUGGGAUGCUGUACGACUGUCGCCAGGACAUGAUCAUUCCUGGAAUGACACUGUGGGACCGCGACGACUUGGAAAGAAAUACAAAAGAGCAACUAAAACCCAGUAGUCAGUUUGAGAUAGUUGCAUCUGAAUCAAUUGAGGAUAAAUCAUCGGCGCUGAAUGUCGAGGCCUCCCUGAAAGCAAGUUUUCUUGGUGGACUGGUCGAGGUAGAAGGAUCAGCCAAAUACCUACAUGAUGAUAAGAAAUCUAAAAAUCAGGCCAGAGUAACACUGAAAUACGAAACAACUACCAAGUUCCAGGAGCUGUCCAUGAAUCAUCUUGGGAAAGGCAAUGUGAAGCAUCCAGAUGUUUUUGAGCAAAGCUUAGCAACACAUGUGGUCGCAGGAAUCCUUUAUGGGGCACAAGCCUUCUUUGUGUUUGACCGUGAGGUGUCUGAAAAAGAAAACCAUCAAGACAUUCAGGGCAACUUGAAAGUGAUGAUCAAGAAGAUUCCCUGCUUUUCAAUAGAGGGCGAAGGUUCCCUAAAAAUGGAAGAUAAGGACACAACAAAUGUUGAGAAAUUCUCUUGCAAAUUCCAUGGAGACUUUUCUCUUGUGAAAAAUCCAGUGUCCUAUCAGGAAGCAGUAGAAGUCUACCAAAGCCUGCCAACAUUAUUGGGAGCCAACGGAGAAAAGGCUGUACCAAUGAAGGUCUGGUUGUUGCCACUGACUAGUUUAGAUUCUUCUGCUGCCAAACUGGUCCGUCAGAUAAGUAUAAGAUUAGUUCAAGAAGUACAAAGUGUCCUGGAGGACUUCAGUGAGCUGGAAAUGAGGAUCAAUGAUGCUCUGAGAUCCACCACUGUACAGCAGUUCCCACAGAUUGGAGAAAAGAUUAAAGGUUUUAAAGAGAUGUGCUCUGAGUUCAAACUGGAAUUCCAACGAACCUUAGCAAAGAAACUUCCAUCAAUCCGAGGAGGAGGAGAAGAAGAGGCUGAGCUGGCAGAGAUCCUGAAGAAAAGACAUUCUUCACCUUUCAACAGCAAAAACCUGAACGAGUGGAUGGACUGUAAAGAGAGAGAAAUCUUCAUUCUAAAAUCCUUCACCAAAAUGAUGAAAAACACGAAGAUCAUCUCAUCUCAAGCUGGUCUAGAUGAAGAACUUUUCAGUGCAAAGCAUGCUGUGUGUUUUGUCUUCACCUCACUGAGAAGUGAUGAACCAUACCUCUCAGCUUUAUCAAACUACUUAAAAGGAACGACCAAAUCAGAACAAAUUCAGGAUCCACGCAUUCACAAUAUAGAGAAAGAACAAUGGUACCGUUCCAAAGAAACAACAGAUGAAAUGAGGAAAAAAGCAAAACUCUCCAGUGAUUUUGCAGAAGCCAACAUGGAAAACAAGAACACAAAGUUCCUGAUGGUGGGUUUAACAAAUGAGACACAGAAAGGUUCAAGCAUCUACCUUUAUGAAGACGGUUUCUCUGUCAGUGAGAACUUUGAGCCGCCUUCAAAGCCUGAAACUGUGACAGCAGCAGACAUAAACCACAACAGUGUGAAUCUGAAGGUUUCUCCUCCCAGAUUUGGAGCAGAGAACAUCACCUCCUACUUUGUGGAGUUCUGUGUCAGAGGAGAGGAGGAAUGGAAGCAAAAGAAAGUGCUGAAAGCUGGAGAAGUCACAGUGAGCGAUCUGAGUCCAAACACAGAGUACAUGUUCAGAUGCAGAGCAGUGACCUCAGCAGGCAUCGGGCCGGCCAAUGUAGUCAGUGACUCCAUUAAAACCUUACCCUGCAGCCCUCCUGGAGAACCUCACGUUGAAGCAAACUCAUGUGAGAUCUCAGUCAGCUGGAAGAAACCUGCUGAGCUCGGACAGGACGUCCAGAUAUUGAGCUACAUCUUGGAGUUUGCACAAACAGACAAUAAGGGGAAACAAGAAGAUUUGCAGUGGAAACAAAUGAAGACAACGGCUGAAGAGGCGAUCAUUUCAGGACUUCAGUCAGAGACAGGAUAUGCAGUCAGGGUCAGAUGUGACUGUGGUGUUGAUGGAAAAAGCAAAGAAAGCAUCACUGUUAACGUCUCUACAACGAAGCGUGAAUUUGCACGUCUGGCCGAAUACCUCAAACACAUAAGCAAGGAAACAAACUCAAACCAGCCCUUAAUUUACAAGCUGCCUCUGGAAGAAGAAGAUGUGGACAUAGACGGCUGCAGGAAGUUUAACUUUGGCAAAGAAGGCAUGAGGCAGAAUCGUACGAUAAUGCUUCUUGGAGCGACUGGAUCAGGAAAGUCGACUCUCAUCAACGGAAUGAUCAACUACAUUGUUGGAGUAGAGUGGAAUGACCAUUUCAGAUUCAAGUUAAUUGAUGAGGAUCAAUCAAAAUCACAAGCUCAUAGUCAAACAUCUGAAGUCACGGUGUACAAAAUCAACCACCAGGAUGGAUUUAAAACCCCCUUCUCUCUGACUGUUGUCGACACACCAGGGUUUGGAGAUACCAGAGGAGUAGCAAGAGACAAAGAGAUCACAGAACAAAUCCGCAGGCUUUUCACCUCCAUUAAUGGAGUCAGUGAGCUUGAUGCAGUGUGUUUUGUUACUCAGGCUUCUCUUGCACGACUAACAGCAACACAGAGAUAUGUGUUCGACUCGGUGCUCUCCAUCUUUGGCAAAGACGUGGCAGAAAACAUCCAGAUGCUGGUGACUUUUGCUGACGGCAAGCAGCCACCGGUUCUUGAGGCAAUAAACAUCGCUGAGGUUCCAUGUCCAAAAAAUGACUUGGGAUUUCCUGUUCACUUCAAGUUCAACAACUCAGCACUGUUUGCAGACAACCAAGGUCACGGGCUCGGUGGUGAGGACUCGGAUGAGGAGGACAACUUUGAUGAAAUGUUUUGGAAGAUGGGGAUCAAAAGUAUGGAGAAGUUCUUCACUGCUUUGGGGAAAAUGAAAACCAAAAGCUUGCUCAUGACCCAAGAGGUGUUGAAAGAACGAAAGCAUCUUGAAACAGCCAUCGAAGGUUUGCAGCCGCAAGUCAAAGCUGGACUGGCAAAACUGGAAGAAAUUAAAACAACCCAACAAAAGAUCAAGGACCACGAAACAGUCAUGACUUCAAAUGAAAACUUUGAGAUUGAGGUGGACGUUACUAAACCAGUCCAAAUACAGAUCACAGAGAAAGGAGCGUACAUUACCAACUGUCAGAUAUGUUCAACAACGUGCCACUACCCAUGUGCGAUAGCAAAUGACAAUGAGAAACGUGGCUGUGCAUCAAUGGAUGGGGCAGGGAUGUGCACUGUCUGUCCUGGAAAAUGUAUUUGGCGUGUUCACUUCAACCAGACAUACAGGUGGGAGUAUGUUAAAGUCAAAGAGAAGCAGACACUGAAAGAGUUAAAGCACAAGUAUGAAAAAGCUUCGCAAGAAAAGAUGACAAUACAGGAACUGAUUGAGAGACAAGAGGAGGAGAUUGGUCAUCUUCAAGACGUGAUAGUGGGCCUCAUGGAUCGGUCAGCUCAAAGUAUUACUCGUCUGCAGGAGAUCUCCCUGAGGCCAAACCCCCUGACCACUCCAGAGUACAUCGACAUGAUGAUCCAAGGAGAAGAAUCAGAGGCCAAAGAGGGCUACCAGGCUCGGAUUCAGUCUCUGGAGGCAGUGAAGGAAAGAGCAACACUCAUCUCCAAAGUAGCCAAACGAGACAAACGUAAAAUAUCAGAGGAGAAAUUUUCAGAGGAAACACAGGAGAGGAAGAAACCGAAAGGCUUCUUCGAGAAAAUUACAAAUUUCUUUGGAUUGUCAGGAUAAACAUCACAAGGUGUGCAGGUCUACAGACAUCUUCGGAUCUUUACAGAUGUCUGUAACUAAGUUUGGUCUCGAUAUUUCCCUCUAUUCUUUUCAUUAAUAAAACUUCUCCAGUAUUUAGAAAAUGUUUCUGAUACUUCUGAUUAGUGCUGGUCGAUAUGGAAAAAAUCAUAUUUUAUAUCACAAUAACAAUAUAUGUCAUGAUAUACCACGAUACCACAAGUUUUUCAUGGACCUUCUGUAGCUGAUAGAAGAGGUUUGUUGUGUUGACAUCAGGCGCGGGAAUAGUCUUGUAGCAUAGUUUGCAUAUGAUCGUGUUCUGCUCCGUGUCAGACCUCUUGAACCCAAAAUAUAACCAACUCACAGACGUACCCCCUCUUUUUGGUAAAAGUGCUUCUUCUUGGGCUGCCUGCAUAGCUGUCUCUGUCUGUUGCGACUCCAGGCAUGAAACUUCAACCUGUUGCGAGUCCAUCGUUCAGCACUCAUGAGUUAAGUAAUAUAAAGCAUGUCGCAAACCUGCGUGAGAAUCAAAGAACGUAAACCCACAAGACAGAGUUUCUUUGCAAAAAAUCUCUUUUUUAUUCUUCUUUAUUUUCACUAAUAUAAACUUAGAGCAUGCAUAGUGACAAGAAAACUGUCAUACCAUCGUCGCAGGCUAUUUAAUGAUAUAUUUGCUGUAAUAAUUGAUAAAAUUAGGUUAGAAACUGUUAACCGUUCCUGCUCAGUUGCCCGACCAUGGUCAGAAAGGACAGGGGAGGUUGGUUCUCCGGGGCCGAAGUUACUGCAGUUUACUCCGGGGUUAACCCCCUUCACUUUACCAGCAGUUGUAGAAGGCAAAACACAGGAGCCCGGCCUUCUCUGAGAAUGCUGCAGCCUUUAUUGCAGAUAGACUUUGACUAUACCGUAAAGUUGCAAUAACCCAGAAGCUACGCUUAUCUUAACUCUUCUUCUCUUAACCGGCUCUCGUCUUCACUCGCUCCUGCUGCAUUCAGGGUCGCUCGGAUAACUCGCGCUCGCUCGCUCUCUCUCUCUCUCUCUCUCUCUCACUCACACACGCUGCUCUCUCUAUCGCGAUAGAAACGAUAGAAUAGAAAUGUCACAACAGACACUUUUCUUUCGUUCCUACAAUAUGUAUCGUCAUAUCGCCCAGCACUACUUCUGAUCAUUAAUUAUAGGCUCAAGGUUCUUGAUUAAUGACAUUUUGUUGUGAGUGUGGCUUUUUAGCGUUUAAAUUUACUUGCAUAAAUUCUAAUGUGACAGCUGUUAAUGUUUCAUGAUUAAAAACAGAAGGUUGCUAUAAACUGUGCAAGUUAAAGCUGAAGUCUGUCAAGUUGGUGAUUUUAUUUUUAGAUUUGAGACCCAAUAUGUUUAUAUUUUUGGUGAGCUGAUUAGAAAGAAAAGUCAUUUGAUAACUGAGGUGUUGGUACCCGAUGUGACAGAAAAUAAAGUUUUACUGUCUGUUAAAUGUUAUGUGACUGAGCUGGAAUAUUAAAUGGAUUCUGUUGGAAAUGCA